GUUGGUACUCCCGUGUGACAAUUGACCAAUCAGAAAGCCCAAUUUUUGGGUUCAAUUUAACGAACUUUACUAAAUAAAAAACAAUACUUUUUUACAAGUGAUUGUCAAGACAAAAGUGUCCGAAUAAAUCGUUAUAACCCCAUUUAUAGUGUUGUUGUUAUUUGAGGUUAGGUCACGCAAUUCGGGGGCAAAACCAUACAAAAUGUCUAAUUUUGAUAUAAUUGAGUUCGGCUUUAACACAGCUGAUGAAACCGUUAACUUCGGUACUCGAAGUUUAGCAGACGGAGACAAUUUAUACGAAGCCUCAACUUUAGCCACCCUUAGACCAUCAAAUGGGGCUGAUGCGAAUUUGGACCCUUAUAUCAACGCCGUUGUAAAAAAUGGCUCAAUUUAUUUCAGUAUUAAUAAUUCGCUGCGUAUUUUUGAUGACAAACAGUGCUCUUAUGUCGCUUUUAGUGCAACUUUUAGCGCUGUUGUGGACUCGUUUUGUGUCUCGUCCGAUUGCGAAUAUUUAUUAGUUUGUCUCAGGAAUGGCACAGUGCAAUUGAUUGACCAAAACAACGAAAAUAAAUGUGUUUUCACCGAUUCGUGUGAACGGGAUGAGGAUUGUGAUCGCUUCUUUAUCAAUUCUUUUGUUUACAAUUUAUGCUUUGUUUUUGUCACAAAACAGGGAAAAAUUUACCAACUGGACCCCAAACACUUUGAAUUGAAAUGUGUUCAUGUGUUUAAUUUUGCAACAAAUGUGGCGAGUUUUAAAGCCCCUUUUUUGCUACUUAGUGGUACAAAAUUGGCGGUUUUAAAUUUGGAAAGUCGUAAAAGUGUCAUUGAUUCCGAGGACAAUCAGUUUAAGAAAAUUUAUCCAUUAAGAAAUAAUUUUUUUGCCUUGGAUAUUGAGGGAAAAUUAUACAAGAUUUGCGCAAUGACUCUUUUGAUUUUUCCGAUUAAUUCGCAACACUUGUAUAGAGACAUGCUUCUAAUUUCUGAUUCGAAUGAAGAACAGGUUGUUGUUGUGACGGAAGACGAAAUGCAGCAAAAAAGUCUUCAGUUACUUUCAUAUUCAGCCUUGAGUAAAAUAUACGGUUUGAAUGUGAAAACCGACAUCUAUUUAAUAUCUCCCGAAUGUGUAAACGAUGAGCUUUUAUACAUUUCUAAAAUUGUCGAGAACAAUUCAGUGUCGGAAUUGCGUUUUCACAUGGUUUAUGAAACUGAUGCCGAACAGAGACUUGCAAGAUUGUUAAGAAAACGCAAAUAUGAAGAAGCUGAACGUUUUGCUGCUCUUUUCCACUUGGAUGCGAGUCUUGUGAACGAGGCAAAAGCCCAAGAUAUUGUCGAUAAAAUGACUUGCACUAGUGAAGAAAUCGACCAACUUAUCAAUCUUUUGAAUUUAAUCGACAACGAUGUGUUCAAACUGCAGUCUUGUUUGGGUGUAACUUGUAGUAAAUUUGAAGAUGUUCGUAAAAUACUCGAGUAUGGUUGUACAUUGCAAUUGAAGAAAGUGGACAACGAAGCUGAAAAAAUGCAAAACAGUGUGAUUGAUGUUAUGGCAAGGUUUGAGACGUUUGAGGCGCUUUCAAAAAGGGCUGAGUUGGAUAUACAUACUUGGCAACAAUUCGCAAACGCUGAUUUGAUGGAUGAGGUCAAGAGUUUCCUGCAAAAUCAUGAAAUCGAAGAAGCCAAAAUAAUUUACAGUCGCUUAGACGUCGCCACUAUCGAAACCCUAACUGACGACAAAAUUUCAGACAUUUUAAACAUCUUAAAUAUGCUACCACCGGCUACCUAUCAGUCUUUCCUAUCAAUUUUCAUUCCAGUAACACUUUCACUUUACCCUACAGCCCUUCCUCUAAUCGUUAAAUGGACACGCAAUAAAGUGUUUUCUUUGGAGCAACAUUCAAAGAGCGAUUUUCCAAGCAAUGCAAUUAUUUUAACGAACAAAAUAAUCGCAUUGAUGAAGAUGGGCGAUGUGGCCGAUAUUUCCUUUCAAAGACAACACAUUUUGCAUCGGGACAGUUUAUCCGAGUUGUUGGCAACACUGGAAAUUAUUAAAACACUUAAGGAGGAAUACAGAAUAAGUGUUCCGGUGCAAAAUUACUUGACAGGGCCUCAAAACGUAAUCAGAAUUUUGCUAAACGUUGAGAUGUGUCCCAAUGAUUUUGACCGGUUUUUGAGGAAUUUCUUGUGUAAAUAUAUUGUGGAUAAUCACAUGGACCCCAACGUUAUACUUUUAGAGGAAAUUAAAAACUUGAUGAAAUACGAUGAGAGAUAUUGGGUGAAUAUUAUUAGCCUGAUUCUGGACUGUAUUAAUUCGGUUGAAAUUAAACUGCAAGGUGUUCAAACUAUUUUGAAUUGUGCCAAAGUACCUUGGAGUGACACAGUUAGAAAAAUCGCCAAGGAUUCGUUACAAUUUUCGCAUGAAUUAACGCAAGAAAUUGUUAAAUUAAUCGAGAAUGAGCCGAGAGUAGUGGUAUUGAAAAGGAGUGAAUACAAGAUUAGGGAAAAUAACAUUGAAAAUCUCGAUCAUUUAAAAUUUAUUUUGAAACGGAUUAUUUAUUGCAACAGGCCGACGAUGGUCGAAGAUGUUUACACUCUUUGUACUGAAGCAAGUUAUAAACAGAUGGCUAACAACUUGCUGGCUACACAUUUCAUCAGAAAAGGGCGUUUUGAUGAAGCCUUGCACAUUAUUGACAAUAAUAAUGAAGACGUGCGACAUUUGUGUUUGUUGACCGAAACUAUAGUAAAAGACAAGUCGCGAUUUCUAGACGAAACGAUUAGUAAUUUUUACACAAUCGCAGGAUCACUUUUCAAGCGAUUGAACAAAAACUCGAACGAAUUCGAACGCUCUUUUAAUGACACAACUUUAGAUUUGAUCAAAAAUGUGUACAAUUUGAGAAAACAUUUCGGAAUAAGAACAACCGCUCUCAAAUCGCACAGCGAUAAGAACAAAAUCAUUGAUGAAAUCCUCGAAAAUGUGCGUUUGGAAUUCGAAAACGAGAAACAAACCAUCGAUGAAGUUUUUGCAACUUGUCACAAACUUUCGGUUUGUUUGAGUUGCGAUUAUCACGACAUUCUUCUACAUUUUUGUGAAAAAACUGGCGAUUAUAAUUUUAUUGUGAGAACGGCGGAAAAAUUCCACGAUCGCGAAACGUCCACUAGAAAUUUUUGUUUGAUGGCAGUUUUGCUGUUGAGAUACAUUGGAGCGUAUAAACUAAGUUUAGGGGACAGUUUUUCCGAUUCUGACAGGAGUUUGGUUGUUGCCGAUUCAGAGCGUGUUGUUAGCGAUGAUGUUUUUUGUAAAGGUUUGCGCAUAGCUGCAAGUAUUGUAGCCAAAGCUAUGGCUAAAGCAGAACCAGAUGAGCUUAUGCCGUGUAUGGAAGUUGCAAAUUGGGUUUAUGUUGCGUUCCAUUUCACUGCCAGUCAAGAGAGUGAUUUGAGUAAACUACUGUUUGGGAAUAAUUACAGGCCACUUCAAAUGGUUUCAGGAUUUCAUACUUUUUCAGCGAUUAAAUUGGUUUUUAACACCUUUUGUGGAUUUGUAGCCCAUGUAAAAAGCACGAACAGCGCCUAUUUGACCCACUUCAAAAACCAACCUCUAACUGAGGAAGAAUUUAUGCAUGAACUUCAACCUCUAAUCCCCAUAUUAGAAAACUUGAGUAAAGAAGGCCAACAUUACACCUCAUUCGUAAUCGUCUCGACUUUAACAAAUUGUUUGAUGCAAUAUAACCCACUAGCCAAAAAUCUAAUCAUAACCUUUGACAAAAUAUUGAAGAAGAAAUGUAUUCCGAAAUUAUUAUCUGUUGUUGUUAGUAGUAACACCAUCGAUACAGAUCUCCUAAACAAUUUAUUACAAUUAUGCGAUCGCGAAGAUGCAACAAAAUUCAUCGUAAACGCACUUCGAAUGUACAAAAGACAUCCAAGAAAAUUCGAGUGUCUCACUCGAACCGGCCUUAAAAUAUGCGAUCAUUACGAAUUAACUGAUUACAAACGCGUAAUGAUGGACUCAUUGAUCACCCUAAAGUGGUGGAAAAGAUUCGAAGGGCACAAGAUACCCUAUGAUAAAUUUUUCAAAAGCAAACCGGAACAACGCUUCGAAUUGCUGAUUAACACUUUGGAUUGUUUCCAUAUCGAGUGGCUCAACGAAUUUUGCAAGGACUACAAACUUGAGCCUCAAACUUGUUAUUUGUUCUACUUAAAGCGAGUGUUACAAAAUUGGAAACCCGACUAUGAAAUCAAAAGUGAUGAUACAAAUCGGCGAUUUUUAAUUGUAAAAAAUAGUGAAGUUGAAUUGUUAGCAAAGUGUCGUGAGAUUAUGCAAGGUUUAAACAACGAACAAAUUUCUGGCGUUGUUAGAACAGUUCGCAACUCGAUUAACACCUACUACUAUGAAGUUUUCAUCACGAUUUUGGAUAUUUUAUGCGAGAUUGACCCACAAGAGAGUCAGUUUAACGAACUGGCAAUGUUACAGUUCUUGAAGAAUUAUCAAAGAGUUAGUAAAGCUAGUCAAAUUGAGAUUGAACAAUGGUUUACGAAUUUUCCCGACGCUCAAACCGUUGAUGUCCUCUCCGAAUUUCGACUAGCUUUCACUCCUCUCCUCUUCACAAGCGAUAUCUUCACAAUAAUUCGUCCCGAAAUCAAUUUAAAGACCUACCACUUGUGGUUCAAUACAAUCGAAAUACUUCGCCCACAUUUGAGCAAAAACCAGAUUUGUUCAUACGUCGUAAAACACGUUGUUGCAAGUGGCGUUUUGUCGAAAAGUGACGAAACGUGGGUUUUGAACCCGAAACAUGACGAUUUGUUACGAGCCAUAGACGAGUGUGUUAACAACAUCACCGAUCCCGAACUGGCAACGUCGGUACUGUACCACGUGAUGACUAACACUUGUCCCGGAUUGGACCAAGUCAAGGCCGCCAGUCUGUGCUACAAAUAUGCCACGAAAUAUCGACAACUAAACCCCGAUUCGAGUGCGGUCGAGAAGGCUGUGACCAAAGUCGAGAAAAAAUAUUAUAUGUACCGUGCGUUGCACAUCCUGAAUGUGCAUCACUUGACUGAUUCCAAAUACAUUGAUUUGUUGACGCACCCGAAUGAUUUGAUCCUAGCUUUGUAUCUCGAUGAUCGCAUUUUGGACGAUUUUCAUUGUGUUGAGAUCAACAAGGCGAGCGAGGCGUUAGCCGAGCUGUUUCAGUUAGAUAUUAAAAAAAUUCGCUUGAAGUUGAUUAAUUCGUGGUUGGAUGAUCAGGCGUUGGUUGAUUUUGACUCCUCGGUGAUUGAAUCGAAUUGCAGUGAGGAGAGUUGUUUGAAACGCAUUGCAUAUAUUUGUAGCGGAGAUCAGGUGACUUAUUGGCAAACUGUUCUUUUGGAGAUUUGUCAGAAAGGCGAGAGUGUUCGUUGUAGAGCCAAUGCCUUGCGUGUGUUUGCGAUGAUUUCGGAUGUUGAAACUAUUGAGACAAUGGCCGAAAUGAGUUAUGACAAAUUGAUGUUGUUUAUUAAUAGGCUGACACUUGUUGGUAACUUGGAAUAUUUGGGAUUUGGUGUAGAUGUUGCCGUUCUGGACCACACAAAUAGGCAAUCCUUGUUGAAUCGGUUGGUGCAACAAGGUGGCAAUGCUUUCGCUAUUAAAACAAUGGCUUUGUACUGUAUGACGUACCAGAUUUAUGGUGCGAAAUAUUGGGAGUUUGUUUUAAACAACGCUGUCAAAUUUUCUUUGUUUACCGAAUUGAAAACCUAUGUUACGUUCCUCAGCAAAAGUAAAUUCCAGUACAAGGGUUUUUACAUAAAUGCUUGGCAAAAAUUGAUUGAUUAUUAUUUCUCCAACUUGAAUUGUGCCAAUAAUUUGGACCAAACACUCCUCAAACAUUUCCUAACAAUUCAGUCGUGUCCCGUUUUGUUCAGUCUUGAUUUUAAUCAUGCAUUUGCAAAGUGUUUGGAAGUUAAGAAAGCAGAAUUUGCCGCAGUUUUAUUACAAUACCUCCAAAAAAAUAACACCUAUUUUUCGAAUGUCGAGAAAGUACGUAAUUGUAGUAAGGAAAUAAUGCCAGGUUUGAAUUAUUUGGACCAGAAUGGAAUCUUGGGGAUAUCGAAUGUACGGGAGAUUUUGCAUAAUAGUGUUUAAUUAAUUUUCUAUUUUUUUGUUUAAUAAAAGAAUUCUCAAAAUAA
Messenger RNA from Tribolium castaneum (red flour beetle), 6147 nucleotides. RefSeq lists its product as uncharacterized. The transcript is spliced from 16 exons. The coding region runs from base 203 to 6103 and encodes 1966 amino acids. Gene Ontology annotation, biological process: mitotic spindle assembly checkpoint signaling; protein localization to kinetochore involved in kinetochore assembly; mitotic sister chromatid segregation. Gene Ontology annotation, molecular function: small GTPase binding. Gene Ontology annotation, cellular component: cytoplasm; RZZ complex; kinetochore microtubule. The record is from RefSeq and is a predicted model, not a curated record. Lineage: Eukaryota; Metazoa; Arthropoda; Insecta; Coleoptera; Tenebrionidae.